AUGGCAGAGGAAGCACCGGCAGCAGCGGCACCGACCAAGUCGCCGGGGAAGAGCAAGAAGAGGACGGGAAAAGCGGCUGGGAAAGGAGGAACCCCCAUCGCUAAAAUGAUCCUGGAUGCCGUCUCGGCGUCAAAGGAGCGCAAAGGUAUUUCGACCGCCGCGAUCAAGAAAAUUCUGGCCAGUAAAGGCACGGACGUCAGCAAGGCGAACAAGCGCAUCAACACCGCUAUCAUCCGCUUGGUGGCCAAUGGAAAGAUUGUCCAAACGAAAGGAGUAGGUGUGUCUGGUUCCUUCAAGCUGGCCAAGGUGGAAGCGGCACCUAAGAAAGACAAGGCUGCAAGGAGAUCAACCUCAAAGCCCGCAAAGAAGGGUAUCAAGUCUAGAAAGGCUGCGACAUCGCCUAGCAAGAGAAAGAGUAUCAAACAGGUGAGGAAAGCAAAGAAAUCCGACAAAAAGGGCACGCCUAAGAAAAAUAAGCCAGCAGGCAGCCCUAAGAAGACCGCAGCCAAGGCUAAUAAAUCGAAAGAUAAGCGGGCUAAGAAAGAAGUCAAAAGAGCAAGGAAACCUGUUGUGAAGAAGGCAGCAGGCAGGAAAGUAGCAAAGAAACCUGCACCCAAAAAGUCUGCUAAAAAGUGA
Molecule: messenger RNA, 636 nt
Organism: Nerophis lumbriciformis (worm pipefish)
Lineage: Eukaryota; Metazoa; Chordata; Actinopteri; Syngnathiformes; Syngnathidae
Source: RefSeq, a predicted model, not a curated record